CGAGGCACAGAGUCCUUGUCCAUCCGGCAGGACCCAGGCCGCCCUCAGCCAGCUGGCUGGCACUGGCCCGGAGCUUCGCCUCUGGACCUGCGGCCACUCCCGGUGACCAGGCAGAGGCAGGCGUGGACAGGCUGCCUCCCACCCCAGGGAGGAGCCGCUGCCAGCUCCGAUCCGAUAGGGUCCAGGCCGUGUUUUGGAAGCUGUGUUUACGGCUCCAUCCUCCUCCCUGGGCUCCAGCGGCGGCCGCGGCAGUAGCGAAAUCAGAGCCCGCACACAGCUCCCGCAGCCCGGCUGAGCGGGAGGCAACACCAGGGCUGCUCCGUGGAGGCCGAGCAGGGAGGACCGAAGGAUGAAAGAUUCUGAAAAUAAAGUGUAAAGAUCUUUCACCUCUGUGAUGGUGUCCGCUUGGCUGGAUUGAGGAGUCCCCGCAGAACUGGUGCCUCGCCCCCAGACAUGGAGCCCAGCUACGGGGGAGGCCUGUUCGACAUGGUGAAGGGAGGUGCCGGGCGGCUGCUCAGCAACCUGAAGGACAACUUGAAGGACACCCUGAAGGAUACCUCCUCCAGGGUGAUGCAGUCUGUGUCCAGCUACACAAAGGGAGAUUUAGACUUCACUUAUGUCACCUCCAGAAUUAUUGUGAUGUCCUUUCCCAUGGACACAGUGGACAUAGGGUUCAGGAAUCAGGUGGACGACAUCCGGGGCUUUCUGGAUUCCAGACAUCUCGACCACUACACGGUCUACAAUCUGUCACCCAAGUCCUACCGAACGGCCAAGUUUCACAGCCGGGUGUCAGAGUGCAGCUGGCCCCUCAGGCAGGCCCCCAGUCUGCACAACCUCUUUGCGGUGUGUCGGAAUAUGUACAACUGGCUGCUACAGAACCCCAAAAACGUCUGUGUGGUCCACUGCCUGGACGGCCGGGCCGCCUCAUCGAUUCUGAUCGGUGCUAUGUUCAUCUUCUGCAAUCUCUACUCUUCCCCCGGCCCAGCCAUCCAGCUGCUAUAUGCGAAGCGGCCGGGAAUCGGACUGUCGCCAUCCCAUAGGAGGUACCUGGGCUACAUGUGCGACCUCCUCGCAGACAGGCCCUACCGCCCCCACUUCAAACCCCUCACUGUCAAGUCCGUCACCGUCAGCCCCGUGCCCUUCUUCAACAAACAGAGAAACGGGUGUCGCCCUUACUGCGACGUGCUGAUCGGGGAAACCAAAAUAUAUUCUACCUGCACAGACUUUGAACGGAUGAAGGAAUACCGCAUCCAGGAUGGGAAGAUCUUCAUCCCCUUGGACAUCACGGUGCAGGGAGAUGUGGUCAUCUCCCUGUACCACCUGAGGUCCACCAUUGGGAGCCGGCUGCAGGCCAAGGUGACCAACACGCAGAUCUUCCAGCUCCAGUUCCACUCCGGAUUCAUCCCCCCGGACACCACCGUCUUAAAGUUCACCAAGCCCGAGCUAGACGCGUGCGAUGUACCAGAAAAGUAUCCCCAGCUGUUCCAAGUGACCCUGGACGUGGAGCUCCAGCCCCACGACAAGGCGGCAGACUUGACCCCGCCCUGGGAGCAUUACUGCUCGAAGGAUGUGAACCCCAGCACCCUCUUCUCUUCCCACCAGGAGCACCAGGACACCCUGGCCUUAGGAGGACAGGCUCCAGUGGAUGUGCCUCCCGACAACCCCCGGCAUCCUGGGCAGGGCGGCUUCUUCUCGUCUCUCUGUUGGCAAGAUCAGAAACCGGAGAGACCUUGUGAGGACGACCACGCCGCUCUGGUGAACCAGGAGAGCGAGCAGUCGGAUGACGAGCUCCUGACCCUGUCCAGCCCGCACAGUGGUGCCAAUGGUGACAGGCACCACGGGCCCACAAAGCCCAGCAAGAGGCAGCAGGAGCCCGAGGUGGCCCCGGCCCCGGAGGAGGUGGACCUGCUAGGCCUCGAGGGGUCCGACGUAGGCCAGAACUUCUCUCCGCCAGCACCUCCCCCCACCAACACGGAACUGCUCAGCGACCUGUUUGGGGACACUGGUGUAGCCCCAGCAGGACAGACCAGGGUGGAGGACGUGUUCCACCCCAGUGGGGCAGCAUCCACGCAGUCCACACCUCGCCGUGCCCCCACCUCCAGCUCUGCUUCGCCAACCCUGCGUGUGGGAGAAGGUGCUGCCUUUGACCCAUUUGGAGCCCCUCCUAAGCCAGCGAGCCAAGACUUGCUGGGCUCCUUCCUGAGCACGCCCGGUGCUUCCAGCGAUCCCUUCCUUCAGCCCACGCGGAGUCCUUCGCCCACUGUGCAUGCCUCCAGCACCCCUGCCGUGAACAUCCAGCCGGAUGUCUCUGGAGCCUGGGACUGGCACACUAAGCCAGGAGGCUUUGGAAUGGGGAGCAAAUCAGCUGCCACCAGCCCGACAGGAUCUUCGCACGGCACCCCAACCCACCAGACCAAGCCCCAGACCCUGGACCCUUUCGCCGACCUUGGGACGCUAGGCAGCUCUUCCUUUGCCAGCAAGCCCACCACACCAACUGGCCUGGGUGGAGGAUUCCCACCUCUCAGCUCGCCACAGAAAGCGUCUCCCCAGCCCAUGGGCAGUGGGUGGCAGCAAGGGGGCGGCUACAGCUGGCAGCAGUCACAGUCUAAGCCGCAGCCCAGCAUGCCACACUCCUCACCCCAGAACCGGCCCAACUACAACGUGAGCUUCUCCUCUGUGCCCACAAGUCAGAGCGAACGUGGGAAAGGAUCCACUAAUUUGGAAGGCAAACAGAAAGCAGCUGACUUUGAAGACCUACUUUCCAGUCAAGGGUUCAACGCUCACAAAGACAAGAAGGGACCUCGGACAAUAGCUGAGAUGAGGAAAGAGGAGAUGGCCAAGGAGAUGGACCCGGAGAAGCUGAAGAUCUUGGAGUGGAUCGAAGGCAAGGAGAGGAACAUCAGAGCCCUGCUUUCCACCAUGCAUACGGUGCUGUGGGCUGGGGAGACCAAGUGGAAACCUGUAGGCAUGGCGGACCUGGUGACGCCCGAGCAGGUGAAGAAGGUGUACCGGAGGGCCGUGCUGGUGGUGCACCCCGACAAGGCCACUGGGCAGCCCUAUGAACAGUACGCGAAGAUGAUUUUCAUGGAACUCAAUGACGCCUGGUCUGAGUUUGAGAACCAAGGACAAAAGCCUCUGUAUUAACGCGUGCGCCUUUGUCUCUUCUGCAGACCUGUGCCCUGCUGAGUGUGUAUCACAAUCCCGGGUUUGCACAGAGGACUCAGUAAUGUAUUUUCAGUACUAAACUUAAGUUACUCACAAAAUUAAUUUCUCACAGUAAGGAGUGUGGAUGUUUGGUCUCUUCAGCCAUAGAGGAGCCAGAGCAUGAGAGGAACUUCAGUGGGGUGACCCUUUGGGGGCUCGAAAUUCCUGCCUGCCCUUUGGGGGAGCCUGCCCAGUGGAGUGCCAGGGUGGGCAGGGUGUGGGUGGAUGGAAAAUUUCGGCCACCAAAGAUGAAGGUGAGUCGUCCAUCUCAUUGUCUGCGAGUGAGAUUGAGGAGUGAAAGUCACCACAAUAGGAUCGUCCAUCCAAUGAUUUUAAAGAAUAGUUUUUAGUUUUCCUUGGAGAGAUGUAAUUUGAAUGAAGGAUUUGCACAGAUUCAGGAACACAACCACCAAGUAUUUUAUUUUUAUAUUUUUGAAUUCCUAUGGCCUGUAGCAUCAUGCUAUGUGGGUCUCUUGGCAAGAGCACUGACACACAGAAGUGACGGGAUUGCAGGGCGUGGGUGGGCUGCCAGCAGCUCCUCCUGGGUCAGGCGUCCCUCGAUGCAGAGGCUGCCAAGAACACAGGAACGCCAGAGGUCGGCUGUCAGGCUACUGCCUGCCUUUCCCUUCGAAACUGCGGAGGAUGAGCAGAGAAGUCCUCCUAUCAGAGCAGCUUCACACCUGGUCUGAAUGACACUUCUGAUUUUGCCAUAAGGUUUAAGUGCUUGACUUUAGCUUUGCCGAGAACAUGUGCUCAGCGGGAAGCAGGUCACGAAGCAGGGCGGCCCGUUCAUUCUCGAUCUGUUGGAACCCGAGGCUGAUUUGGACUCGGUGUUCUGUAGGUUGAAUACCAGCUAUAGCACAAGGGGACAGGAAGGGGCCGCACCUUGGUGCCUGCCUUCCCACCUUCUCGCCCACUCGGGGGCUGUGUCAGUAUUUACCUGCAGCAACCAGAUCCCCCUCCCCUGGUGGAUUUGGAUCCCUGAGUUUUGCAGUAGUGUUUAUUGUUUUAAAGGGAGUUGGAGGCCCAUAUGGAUGACAUUCACGCGAGGACCUUUGUGAAAGCAGAGCUAGAAUGGAGCUGGUCCCGGCCUCAGCCUGCUGGAUUCUAGUUCUGUGUGCUGGCUGGUUCUCCGCUGGGCACCAGCGGUUCUUUCUCCUGUGACCUCAGUAGAUCUGUGAGUGAGCACAGACACGGUGUGCAUUACAUAGCUUACACAUGCACGGAGCAGAUGGGCAAAGGGUUUUCAUGCCGAUCUUAAAUGGUUCAUGCUCAACUUGUGAAAAGCUUUCCAAAGUUAUUUUUAAAAGACAAUCACUUUUUGUUUGCUUUAAUUUUCUUGCAGCAAACUAUAAGGAAGGGCAGCAUGUCAAAAUAUUUUAGGUUCUAUAUAGAAAUUUUUCGGCUACAAAGGUUUAUUAUUUAUUUUAUCUUUUACUGACAAUGUGAAAGUUGCAGAAAAUGUUCUCUUUUAAAAUAUACAGCUGAAACUGUUCAAGGUAACCAUAACAAAUUAGGUGUUAUUUAUUAACAUAUUAUGAAAUAAUGUUUGACCCACUAUGUGCUUGUCUUAUUUAAAACUGGAAUGUGAGACAUGUUGCUGUGACCUGCUGUCUUUUUUCUCAUUCACAUUUGUAGAUACCAUGUGAGCUACAGUGUAUAAUGAUAAUUAAAAGGCACUGCGUGGAUCUUACGUACAUCUUGAAAUGAUAGAAGUCCGUUAGCUUUGAAGUCUGGUAGCUUUGUAUCAUGUUGGAUAACUCAUUAACAUCUGCAGUUUAAAAGCAGCAUUAAACCCCCUGUUAUUAGCAACGAGAGUCUUAUUUAACUUAAAUUUUUUCCAGAUACAGUAUAAUUCUGGACCCCUAUUUAUUUCAAAACUCUUAACUUAUGCAGGCCAACAGGUUUUUGCAUUCCUUUUAAUUAUCUGAUUGUGACAGAGCUUGUUGUUGAUCAGUCACUAUUUCAUUCAUAUUUAUUGUAAUAUAUUUUUGUUUUGUAAAUAUGUUAUACACUACAAAAUGUGAUUGGUCUAAAAUAUUUGUAAUGUAUAUUAAAAGGCUCAAAAAUA
This is a messenger RNA of Cavia porcellus (domestic guinea pig), 5275 nucleotides long. It is a transcript of the gene Dnajc6, whose product is annotated as DnaJ heat shock protein family (Hsp40) member C6. Gene Ontology annotation, cellular component: vesicle; postsynaptic density; cytoplasm. Lineage: Eukaryota; Metazoa; Chordata; Mammalia; Rodentia; Caviidae. The transcript is spliced from 20 exons. Bases 454 to 3144 code for a protein of 896 amino acids. Gene Ontology annotation, molecular function: clathrin binding. Gene Ontology annotation, biological process: synaptic vesicle uncoating; clathrin-dependent endocytosis; dephosphorylation. The record is from RefSeq and is a predicted model, not a curated record.